AUGGACAAUUCCGAGCUAGUUGAGCUUGUAAAGACGAACUUAUCACACCAACAAUUAUGGGACUCAGUAAGAUCUUUUAAGCUGUCAAAUUCGGACACUUGGAUGGUGAACGGCCUUCCUCCGCAUAAAUUGAGUAAUGAUGAUGAGGAGCUUGAGACCGAGUGGAUUCUGCCCGUGGAGUUGCAGCAGUAUAACAGUGGGAACAUGACUCUGGAGAUGGCAGAUCAGUUUUUUGCAGAGCUGAAGUGUCGAAGGAUCAUUUUGGGUAUUGUCAACGAUGACGGAACGGUGGUGUAUUAUUUUAUGUAUAAAGGUCUUCACAAACCUAAGAAGAACUGA
Molecule: messenger RNA, 339 nt
Organism: Lachancea meyersii CBS 8951
Lineage: Eukaryota; Fungi; Ascomycota; Saccharomycetes; Saccharomycetales; Saccharomycetaceae
Source: the annotation of a GenBank genome assembly